AAAAAAAUCACUGACCAAACUCCCGCACCCUCGAGCGAGAAACAGUCGCCCGACUCUCUGCCCUCGUUCGCCCGCCGCCGACCUUCGUCCCUUCGCUGCCACCCUCCAGAUCCCUUCGCCUCCGCCCGGCGCCGCCAGCCCCCGACCUCCUCCCCGGCUCCUGGCGCCGCCCGCCCCCCACAUCUCCUCCCCCGAUACGGUGGUCGCCCUGCCCCCACCUUCUCCCUCACUCCCGGCGCCGCCCGACCCCCAACCUCCCUGGAUCCCGGCCGCCCCGCCCCCACCUCCUCCCUCGCACCCGCCCGCCCAUGCCGCCUAUCCGCGCCCCUCCCACACACUCCUGACCUCCUCCCGGCAUGCCACCGCCCCUGCUCCUCCCUCCUCCAGGAGGACGCGCCGCCGCCCCGUUCUUCCUUCCUCCUGUCGGUGGGUCAGGUCCCUCAACGUCGCGGCGUCGGAGGCGUACGCAAGGCCGGUGCUGAUGCCGGGGUGCAACAAGGCCCCGAUGGCUGCGUGGAAACCUUCUCCCAAGCCGAUGUGGAAGGCGCCAGAGAAGCCUCCGGCCGCUGACCCGGCCAAAGAGGAUGAGUUGCAGGGCGCGAAGAAGGACGCGGGGGCCGCCACUGCUGUUGGCGACGACGGCGCUAGGAAGGGGAACUCGUCCCCAUUGCCUCCGCCGAGGAAGCUGCAAGAUGCGCCGGUGGUGAACCUCAACGCGUCCUGCUCCUCGGAGGCCUCUGUGGAGUCGCUCCGCGGCCAGGCCCCAGGCGGAAGGACCGAGAGGGGUUGGUCCCGGCCGACCGCGCCCAAGCGUGGGAAGGCUGCGUCUAAGGUGGUGGAGAAGCACGCCGAUGUCGCGGAGGUUGCCGCUCCGGUGACGCCGGAGGCCGUCCGAGGGAGGAGCCGGUGCGCCUGGGUGACUCCGACCACCGUUGGAGAUGCUGCUGCUAUUUGUUCAGAUUGGGGGAGGCUAGAGAGGCUUGCUUCAUGUUGUGUUUGCUACGUCAGAGAGCAGUGAGAACUGAGAUUUGGGUGGGGGUGGAGGUAGCAGGGAGAGGAUGUUUACUCGAUGGAAGAGUGCAGGGGCACGCCUCCGAGCUAGCCGAUGCCUACUGUAUCCAGUGUUCUGCUGCAUCCGGUGCCACCUCAAAGAACACCUUCUUCUAGCUGGGCAUUGAACGCCUCAGGGACGACGAGGUGCAGCAACUGGGGUGGAAGCAGUUCAACUACAUGAUGAAGAAUUGAGUGAAGGGGUUAAGACGGUUGCGUUGUGCAUGCGCUGCUUGCUUGCCGCAGCCGUAUGCGCACUGCUUGUGCUGGGCGCUGAUCUGGAGGCCCCUGAUCGGAAGGGACGCCACUGGAGUUGCUGCGGGAGAUGGUAGCGGUACACCCAGUGGCAAGGCACCAUAUGACAGACAAUUGUGGUCUGCAUUUUUUUAACCAAAAUACUGAACAUGUUCUGAUUUUACCAGAAUACUGAUGUGGACAUUCAAGCUGCAAUAGUGGAGCUGCAUGUGCUGCUAUAGAUUGGUCCUUGCAGCUUAUGAAGGCAUCAACUAUUGGCGGCACAAAAUUGUGGAGCUUAAGAUUCCCCACCCUUAUUUCUGAAGGAAAGCUAAAGUUCGGGGUGCUAAUCUCCGAGGAUUUUCUCAAUGGUGAACAUUUUUCUUUUGUUUCUCUUGUUCUAAUCUAUACCUCAAGAUGCAAUAGUUCUUAUUGUACUGCUUGGAUUGCUCUCUCAUUGUAAUCAAUACUGUUAAUUAAUAUAUAAUAAUCAUAUAUUUUUCA
This is a messenger RNA of Triticum aestivum (bread wheat), 1788 nucleotides long. RefSeq lists its product as uncharacterized. Bases 482 to 1018 code for a protein of 178 amino acids. The transcript has 4 exons. The record is from RefSeq and is a predicted model, not a curated record. Lineage: Eukaryota; Viridiplantae; Streptophyta; Magnoliopsida; Poales; Poaceae.